Messenger RNA from Talpa occidentalis (Iberian mole), 4238 nucleotides. It is a transcript of the gene SLC27A4, whose product is annotated as solute carrier family 27 member 4. Gene Ontology annotation, biological process: response to nutrient; very long-chain fatty acid catabolic process; long-chain fatty acid import into cell. Bases 269 to 2200 code for a protein of 643 amino acids. The transcript has 13 exons. Gene Ontology annotation, cellular component: microvillus; plasma membrane; endoplasmic reticulum membrane. The record is from RefSeq and is a predicted model, not a curated record. Lineage: Eukaryota; Metazoa; Chordata; Mammalia; Eulipotyphla; Talpidae. Gene Ontology annotation, molecular function: long-chain fatty acid transmembrane transporter activity; long-chain fatty acid-CoA ligase activity.
UGCGGCGCGCCGGCCCGGGGAGGCGCGGGAGGCGGAGCUCCCGUCCGGCGCAGCCGGUUUAGGCGGCGGGAGGCGGGCGGGGGAGGAGCGCCGCGGGCGGGGCCGGGCGGGCGGCGGGGCCAUGCAGGGCGCGGAGCCGGCGAGCGCCGCGGAGACCCGGCUCUGAGCGCCCGAGGGCGGCCGAUGCCCCCCGCGCUCCCCGCGCCGCAGCCGCAGCCGGGCCGCAUCGGGACUGGGCGCCGCGCUGCGGGGCCGACGCCGGGCCACAAUGCUGCUCGGGGCCUCUCUAGUGGGGGUGCUGCUGUUCUCCAAGCUGGUGCUGAAGUUGCCCUGGACCCAAGUGGGAUUCUCUGUGCUGCUCCUCUACCUGGGGUCCGGCGGCUGGCGCUUUGUCCGAGUCUUCAUCAAGACCAUCAGGCGCGAUGUCUUCGGCGGCAUGGUGCUCCUGCGAGUCAAGGCAAAGGUUCGCAAGUACCUGCAGGAGCGGAGGACCGUGCCCAUCUUAUUUGCCGCUACGGUACGGCGCCACCCCGAGAAGACGGCGCUGAUCUUCGAGGGCACGGACACCCACUGGACCUUUCGCCAGCUGGAUGACUACUCGAGCAGCGUGGCCAACUUCCUGCAGGCCCAGGGCCUGGCCUCGGGCGACGUGGCAGCCCUCUUCAUGGAGAACCGCAAUGAGUUUGUGGGCCUGUGGCUGGGCAUGGCCAAGCUGGGUGUGGAGGCCGCACUCAUCAACACCAACCUCCGGCGGGAUGCCUUGCGCCACUGUCUGACCACCUCCCGGGCCCGUGCCCUCAUCUUUGGCAGCGAGAUGGCCCCAGCUGUCUCUGAGAUCCAUGCCAGCCUGGACCCCUCCCUCAGCCUCUUCUGCUCCGGCCCCUGGGAGCCCAGUGCCGUCCCCACCAGCACGGAGCACCUGGACCCCCUGCUGGAAGAUGCUCCCAAGCACCUGCCCAGUCGCCCUGACAAGGGCUUCACAGAUAAGCUCUUCUACAUCUACACGUCGGGCACCACGGGACUGCCCAAAGCCGCCAUCGUGGUGCACAGCAGGUAUUACCGCAUGGCUGCCCUGGUGUACUAUGGAUUCCGCAUGCGGCCUGAUGAUAUCGUGUACGACUGUCUCCCACUCUACCACUCUGCAGGAAACAUCGUGGGUAUCGGACAGUGCCUCCUGCACGGCAUGACCGUGGUGAUCCGGAAGAAGUUCUCAGCCUCCCGGUUCUGGGACGAUUGUAUCAAGUACAACUGCACAAUCGUGCAGUACAUCGGGGAACUAUGCCGCUACCUCCUGAACCAGCAGCCGCGGGAGGCGGAAAGGCAGCACCACGUGCGCAUGGCGCUGGGCAACGGGCUCCGGCAGUCCAUCUGGACCGACUUCGCGGGCCGCUUCCAGAUCCCCCAGGUGGCCGAGUUCUACGGGGCCACCGAGUGCAACUGCAGCCUGGGCAACUUCGACAGCCAGGUAGGGGCCUGUGGCUUCAACAGCCGCAUCCUGUCUUUUGUGUACCCCAUCCGACUGGUACGUGUCAACGAGGACACCAUGGAGCUGAUCCGGGGGCCCGACGGCGUCUGCAUCCCCUGCCAACCAGGCGAGCCGGGCCAGCUGGUGGGCCGGAUCAUCCAACAGGACCCCCUGCGGCGCUUUGACGGCUACCUCAACCAGGGCGCCAACAGCAAGAAGAUCGCCAGAGAUGUCUUCAAGAAGGGGGACCAGGCCUACCUCACUGGCGAUGUGCUGGUGAUGGACGAGCUGGGCUACCUGUACUUCCGGGACCGCACGGGGGACACUUUCCGCUGGAAAGGCGAGAACGUGUCCACCACCGAGGUCGAAGGCACACUCAGCCGCCUGCUGGACAUGGCCGAUGUGGCAGUGUAUGGCGUCGAGGUGCCAGGAACCGAGGGCCGGGCUGGAAUGGCUGCCGUGGCCAACCCCACUGGUCAGUGUGACCUGGAGCACUUCGCAAAGCUUCUGGAGAAGGAGCUGCCUCUCUACGCCCGCCCUAUCUUCCUGCGCUUCCUGCCUGAGCUGCAUAAAACAGGGACCUACAAGCUACAGAAGACAGAACUGCGGAAGGAGGGCUUUGACCCUGCGGUCGUGAGAGACCCGUUGUUCUAUCUGGACGCCCGGAAGGGCCGCUACGUCCCCCUGGAAUGCGAGGCCUAUGCCCGGAUCCAGGCUGGCGAAGAGAAGCUGUGAUUUGCCCGUCUCUCUGAGGGCCGGCGGAUGCUGGAUCCAGAGCCCCAGCUCCCACCCCAGACGGCUCCUGGGCGGUGCCAGACCAAAGCAAGCAGGGCCCAGCACCUUGAGGUGCCAACCCCUCCUCCCCAAAACUGCCAAGUGACUCACUGCCGCCUCUCCCUGCGCCCCCCCACCUCCAAGGCUUUCUGUGAAAGCCUCAAACCCAGGUUAUGUCUCCAAGGCCCCUGCACCCCAGGCUGAGACUGACUGGGCCAUUCAGGAUGAUGUCUUGGGUCAGGGCAGGGGGAGGUAGAGGGUUGCCAGGCUCUCCCCAGAGAGUGAGGCGCUUAUAAAUGGGGCCCGGGCGGAAGCCCUCAGACUCAGGAAGCCAGCAGAGUGAGCAGGGGACCCUUGAUCAGGUGGCCAAAGAGGAACCUGACCCAGGAGCUGCUCACGCACCGCUCAGCCCUGGCCGCGCCUCCAGAGGGGAGGAGGAGGCCCUGAUCUUCAGCAGAGGGCCCCGACAGACACCCCCACCGCAUCCUCUCCCUGGGUAGCUGCCUGGCUGUCUGGUCUGUCCAUGUCACCUCCGUCAGUCCUGGCCUGGCUAUGAGGGAAGGAGGGGUGGGGGCACUCAGGGGUCAAUAAACUCUGCCUUGACUCCCUAGCCUGUGUGCUUGCCACGUGGGCUCCCCCAGCCUGCUCGGGUCCCACCUCCUGCCCGUCCACUUACUCAUCCCUUCGUUCACUGGACUUGGGGAUCGGCCGGCAGGUAAGAGGCCGCAGCCCAGCCUGCAGUGUGGGAUCUAGCUGGGGCAGUCCCCUGGGCUCUGCGGGGUGCGGAAAGUCUGCCUACUGUGUCCCUGAAGGGCCGUGGCCUUGGGCCGGUGGCUCGCUCUCCUCCGCAGAGUGGGAGUCAGUGAAGGGGCUUCGAGAGCCAGGGAGCUGUUGGGAGGAAAGGGCUGGUCAGAGCCCUUGAGAGAGAAAACCCUAAGCCCCAUCUGCAGCCCCCUGCUCCUGCCGGUCCCUCGGCGUCCGGGGCAUGUGACGGCCAGGGCUGUUGUCGGCAGUGCCAGUGGAGAGCCAGCUGUUCUGGGCCCGGAGCUGGUGGCACACGAAAGGGACGCGGCCCAGCCCUGGGCAGUGGACUCUGCUUUGUCUUCACUGCUAAGCCCCACACAGCCUUGCCACAGCGAGUAGUGGGGGCUGGAAUGUGAACCCAGCUCCAUGCCCUGCCCACGCUGCUCUACCCGCCCGGAGCGGAGGCAGCAGGGAAGUCGGCUUCCAUUCCACACAUGCUUGUGGAGCCAGCUGUGGCCACGCCCUAGGCCAGCAGCUGACAGUUUGGGUGGAGGUGGCCAGGAUUGGAAAUCUGGGGAGCCUCUUGGGAGAGCGAUUUUGAAAGAGGAGUCCGGAGCCUCUUUGGGGAGGGGGUGGGGGUGGGUGGCAGAGCUGGUGUUGGGCUCUUCAGACCUUGCGGGGAGUGGAGCGCGAGGCAUAUCUGUAGUGCCUGCGCGCGGCCAGCAGAGGGCGUGUGGAGCUUGGCAAAUCCCAUCUUGGCCCUGGGAAGUGGGAAGGAGGCGUGUGAGAUCCCGCCUCACCCCCAAGGGAAAGCCCAGCCCAGAGGACCCCCCUCCCUGAGCCUUUGACAGCCUUCCUUAACCGACCUAGGAGCUGGAGUUGGCUGGCCACGUGGCUUUGUGUCAAACUCUCCGUUCUGAGUGCCGGCCAAUGGGAAGCAGCCCCCCUGGAGCCCCACUCCGUCCUCCAGGUCAAUCACUCACCACCAGGCGGUGUGGAAUAGUGGCCCGGAGCUCCUGGUCAGGGGCCAAGCAAGCCUGUGCUCAAGUCCACUUGUCGAGCUAAGCCUCAGCGUCCUCUCCUGUCAAUAGGUCUUGGAAUCCCUAGCCUGGGGCUGUUUUGAAUCAGGUGGUACAGACCUCUCAGCUCAGCAGGAGGUGUGGAUUCUCUUCAGCGCAUGAGACAGAUACUCAGGGGCUAAGAUCCCAGACUGGCCUGAGUUCACUUCUUGCAUUGGCACCCCUCCCCCUCCCCC